Messenger RNA from Oncorhynchus mykiss (rainbow trout), 3638 nucleotides. The record is from RefSeq and is a predicted model, not a curated record. NCBI's taxonomy places the organism in Eukaryota, Metazoa, Chordata, Actinopteri, Salmoniformes, Salmonidae.
GGGUGGGGAGGCGCCUGAGCUGAAACAGAAAGUAAAGUUGUUCUUUUGUUCAGGAUCCAUUUUGAGACGACAGAGCAGAAAACACUAUAUGGAGAUUAUUGAAAAAUAAAGGGUCAGUGCUCUAAAAUGAGUCUCUCUGGGAAGAAAGCGGAGGGACCUGCCUCUAAAAGGCGUCUCUCUGGGGAGAGAGAGGAGGGGGCCCCUGCCUCUAAAAUGUGUCUCUCUGGGGAACAUGACACCAAAGCUAAGAGCCCAAUCAAGCAGGAGAGACCAGCCUCCCCUGUUCCCAGCUGUGUGUCCAUGAAGAGUGACAACUCUAUGGGUCAACCUAUAAACUUUAGAGAGGGAGACUUUUCUACUGAACAAAGAAACCAACAGGAGAGAUCAGAGUCAGAGAUUCUCAGUGGUCAGUCUUCCCAGAGUCAUCAAACAGACCUGGCCUCCAUAUUCAGUGUGCUUGAAGAGAAAAUUCUGACAUUUGUGAAGAACGAGCUGAAGAUGUUCAAGAGGAUUCUUAGUCCAGAACUCCCAGAAGGCUUUGAGAGUCAGAAGCAGGAAGUGGUGGACGCUGAAGAUGAGAAGCAGGAGAUCAGUGCCAGAGAGGGGGCUCUGAAGAUCACACUGCACGUCCUGAGGAAAAUGAACCAGAAGGAGCUUGCUGACACACUGGAGAAAUAUGAGCUUGCUGUGAUUUGCCAACGUGAACUCAAAUCUAAUCUAAAGAAGAAGUUUCAAUGUGUAUUUGAGGGGAUCGCUAAACAAGGAAACCCAACACUUCUCAAUAAGAUCUACACAGAGCUCUACAUCACAGAGGGUGGAACAGGAGAGGUCAAUAAUGAACAUGAGCUGAAACAGAUUGAGACAACAACCAGGAAACAAGCAAGACCAGAGACUGCAAUCAAAUGUAAAGACAUCUUCAAACCCUUAACUGGACAAGACAAACUUAUCAGAACUGUGCUGACAAAGGGAGUCGCUGGCAUUGGAAAAACAGUCUCUGUGCAGAAGUUCAUUCUGGACUGGGCUGAAGGAAAAGCAAAUCAGGAUGUCCAAUUUGUAUUUUCAUUCCCUUUUCGGGAGCUGAAUUUGAUGAAAGCGGACAAACACACUUUCAUUGAACUUCUCAAUCACUUCUCAGUGGAAACCAAACAAUCAAGAAUCUCCAUCUACAACAAGUACAAAGUUCUGUUCAUCUUUGAUGGUCUGGAUGAGUGCCGACUGCCCCUAGACUUCAAGAAUAACAACAUCUGUUGGGACGUCACAGAGUCAACCUCCGUGGAUGUUCUGCUGACAAAUCUCAUCAAGGGAAAUCUGCUCCCCUCUGCUCUCCUCUGGAUAACUACCCGACCUGCAGCAGCCAAUAAGAUCCCCCCUGAGUGUGUUGACCAGGUGACAGAGGUACGAGGGUUCAAUGACCCGCAGAAGGAGGAGUACUUCAGGAAGAGAUUCAGGGAUGAGGACCUGGCCAGCAGAAUCAUCUCACACAUAAAGACAUCAAGGAGCCUCCACAUCAUGUGCCACAUUCCAGUCUUCUGUUGGAUUUCUGCAACAGUCCUUGAACACAUGCUGAAACAUAAGAGAGAAGAGAUGCCCAAGACUCUGACUGAGAUGUACUCACACCUUGUGGAGUUUCAUACCAAACAGAAGAAUGACAAGUAUCUUGGGAAAGAAGAGACAGGUCCACACUGGAAUAAAGAGAGCAUUCUGUCACUGGGAAAACUGGCUUUUCAACAGCUUGUGAAUGGCAAUCUGAUUUUCUAUGAAGAAGACCUGAAAGAGUCUGGCAUUGAUGUUAAUGAAGCCUCAGUGUACUCAGGAUUGUGCACACAGCUCUUUAAAGAGGAAUGUGUGCUGUACCAGGACAAGGUGUACUGCUUCGUACAUCUGAGCAUUCAGGAGUUUCUGGCUGCUGUAUAUGUGUUUCUCUCAUUCAUCAACAACAAUGAGAAUCUAGUUGACAAACUGCAAACAAACGACAAGCCUGAAGUUACUUUCUACAAGAGUGCUGUGGAUAAAGCCUUACAAAGUGAGACGGGAAACAUGGACCUUUUCCUCCGCUUCCUUCUGGGCCUCUCACUGGAGUCCAAUCAGAAGCACUUACGAGGUCUACUGACAAAGACAAGAAGCAGCUCACAGAGCCAUGAAGAAACAGUCGAGUACAUCAAGGAGAAGAUCAGGGAGAAUCUCUCUCCAGAGAGGAGCAUCAAUCUGUUCCACUGUCUGAAUGAACUGAAUGACCAUUCUCUAGUGGAGGAGAUCCAAAGCUACCUGAGAUCAGGAAGUCUCUCAAAACCCAACCUGUCACCUGCACAGUGGUCAGCUCUGGUCUUUGUGUUGCUGACUUCAGAAAAGGAGCUGGAUGUGUUUGACUUGAAGGAAUACUCGAGAUCAGAGGAAGGUCUUCUGAGGCUGCUGCCAGUGGUCAAAGCCUCCAGAGCUGCUCUGCUGUCAGACUGUGGAGUCACAGAGGAAGGCUGUGCUUCUCUGGAGGAAGGCUGUGCUUCUCUGGUCUCAGCUCUGAGGUCAAACCCCUCACACCUGAGAGAGCUGGACCUGAGCUACAAUCACCCAGGAGACUCAGGAGUCAGACUGCUCUCUGCUGGACUGGAGGAGCCACACUGCAGACUGGAGAAACUCAAUGUGGAACAUGGUGGAGAGAACAGAAUGAAACCUGGGCUUAGAAAAUAUGUCUGUGAUCUCACACUGAACCUAAACACAGUACACAGACACCUCUCUCUGUCUGAGGAGAACAGAAAGGUGACAUGGAGGAGAGAGGAGCAGCCGUAUCCUGAUCACCCAGAGAGAUUUGAGGACUGUAGACAGGUGCUGUGUAGAGAGGGUCUGACUGGGCGCUGUUACUGGGAGGUAGAGUGGAGUGGGGGAGGGGCUGUUAUAGGAGUGACAUAUAAAGGAAUCAACAGGAGAGGAAGGGGUAGGGAUUGUUGGCUUGGAUGGAAUGACAAGUCCUGGAGUCUGAACUGCUCUGACAACAGUUACUCUGCCUGGCACAAUAAGAAGUCCACUACCAUAGACGUCCACCCCUCCAGCUCCCACAGAGUAGGAGUGUAUCUGGACUGGCCAGCCGGCACUCUGUCCUUCUAUAUAGCCUCCUCUGACACACUGACCCACCUGAACACAUACCAUACCACAUUCACUGAACCCCUCUACCCAGGGUUUAAGGUUUGGGGUGAUGGUGACUCAGCGUCCCUGUAAAUAAUAACCUGACACAAACACACACACACACACACACACAAACUGGACACACACACUGGACACACACACUGGUCACACACACUGGACACACACACAUGUACACACACAUACACUGACCACUGACACAAACACACACACACUGACACACACACUGGACAAACAAACUGACACACACACACUGGAAACACAGACUGGACACACACUCUGGACACACUCUCACACACUGGACACACACAUCCACGUCUUCCUAUAAUUGUUGACCUUCAUGUUUAUAAGACUAUAACAAUAUCCAUGUUCUAUCUGUCUGUUAAAUCAGUUUCUGGACCACAGGUUCUAGAACAGUUUCUAUCCCAGUUCUAUCUGUCUGUUAAAUCAGUUUCUGGACCACAGGUUCUAGAACAGCUUCUAUCCCAGUUCUAUCUGUCUGU